UCACAACGGACUGUAUUUGAACCAACACAACGAUUCAAAGGUCCACCUACUCACAACACAAUAUGGCGAGCGCAAUUUCUAUCGAGGAAACGAAUCGACUUCGUAUAUCAUUGGGGCUGGCGCCUUUGCCGGUACCAGGAGGCGGGCCCGUUUUCAAAGACGCCACCAAAUCCUCUCCGGACGACGAAGAGGUGGCGAGCACUCUUGAGUCGCGACAAGCAGAAAGCUACGCGAAUUACAAGAAGCUUCAAGAUGCCGAAGAAGCCAAGCGCAAGCGCGAGGCGAAAGCAGAGGCCAUUAAAAAGGCACGCGAUGUGUCGAGACGAUUCACCAAACUCGAAGGCAAGGGCCUAGGAGAAGCCGACGAGGACGAUCAAGAUGCUAAGAGCUGGCUCAUCAAACAAAAGAAACGCCAACGCGAGAUCGAAAAGGCACGAAAGCUCGAAAAGGAACGAGUAGAGGCUGAGAAGGAAGCGGAAUAUACGGAGAAAGAUCUCGCAGGAGUCAAGGUUGGCCAUGAGCUGGGCACAUUCCAGGAAGGGGAAGAUCACGUCCUUACCCUGAAGGACACAACUAUCGACGAGAAUGAAGAGGAAGGGGAUGAGCUGGAGAAUACAGAUCUGAGAGAGCGAGAAAAGCUCAAGGAUCUGUUGGAGUUGAAGAAGAAGAAGCCGGUUUACAACCCCAACGAUAUAGAUAACUCGGAGGAUAGGACCAUUUUAUCGCAUUACGAUGUUGAGAUUGACGGCAAGAAAUCGAGCAGAUUCACUCUGGAUGGCCAAGGAAGCACAAAAGAGCAACUGGAAGCGAUUAAAAGUGGCGCAACACUGGGAAUGAAACCAAAGGCUAUUAGCCUUGAUUUUUUGAAGGACGAGCCAUCUUCUGAUUAUAUAGAUGCUGCGGGUAUCAAGAUCCGCAAGCCAAAGAAGAAGAGGGCCAAGUCGACGAGGCAGAGGGCUGUCGAUGAAGACGACAUCGUCCCGCCAAUGGAUGAAGCACCAACGGAUAAUAACGAUAUGGAGAUUGACUCGGGAGCCCCAAUCAUAAAGAAGCGGACAUACGAAGACGUCUCGUUCGUUGACGACGACGACCUACAAGCGUCACUUGCGGCACAACGGCGGAAUGCACUCAAGAAAAGGAAGCGAGUCAGGCCCGAGGAUAUCGCAAAGCAACUUCGUGCAGAAGCUGCUACCUCGGACGCUACUGAAGAAGAAGGGGCAACGGGACUUUUGAUAGAUGAGACCUCGGAAUUUGUAGCCAAUCUUCAGAAACCAGAGGCGCCGGAAGUGAAGAGGCCGCGUGCUGCACCACAGCACACAGAAAUCGCCACAACGAUGGGCGCAGAGUCAGACGAAGAUGGAGAUGUCAAUAUGGAGCAGCAAUCAUAUGCUAAUGUUGAAGAUCACGAGGACCUGCAGGAGCGCCUCCAGCGCGAGGAGGGGAAUAUUUCCAGUAUGGGAAUGGACGACGAGGCUACCCUUGAUAAGGGCCUAGGUUCGACGUUGAAGCUCCUCAAGGAUAGAGGUAUUCUCAAGACGUCGGAAUCUGGUGAUCGCAAUGCCAUCUUCAGAGAGAAGCAACUUUUCCUCGCCGAGAAACAGCGGAGGGAAGCUGCCGCCGAGCUCAAGGCACGCCAGCAACGUGAGAGAGAUCGUGCCACUGGGCGCCUCGACCGAAUGUCAGCACGGGAGAAGGAGGACUACGCACGCCAGCAGAACACCUACCGUGACCAGCAGGAGUCUAGGCAACUUGCGGAACAUUUCAAUAAGGAAUAUAGGCCGAAUGUGGAGCUCAAAUAUACUGAUGAGUUCGGGCGGAACAUGAACCAGAAAGAAGCCUUCAAGCACCUUAGCCACCAGUUCCAUGGCAAGGGAAGCGGCAAACAGAAAACGGAGAAGUUGUUGAAGAAGAUUGAGGACGAGAAGAGGAGAGAGGCACAGAGUUUACUGGACUCCAGCCAGCUGACAGGCAUGAGCGGUGCCGUUGGCCAACAGUUGAAGAAGCAGAGACAGGCCGGUGUCAGACUUGCUUGAGCCUUGUACGAUGGAUGAUGAAUCUAUAUAAAGGUGCAAGCCCCAAAUAAUAUCAUGGAAUUCAUUGCUGACAAAAAUCAUCAUCGAAUUUAUGAUAUAUACCCAUUUUCGAUAUGGGUGAAGGUAAUAUGUUGUUUUACAUUGAUCGUACAAAGCCAAACCGGCUCAUGAUUCUAAUAUCCCUCUAUACCGUAACCUUUCCCGGCUUUCCUUCCUCGGCCAUAAACUGUACAUCCUUAACUUCAGGCUCGUCCUCGCCAAUAUCAAUCUCCACAUCCUUAGCUAGCGCAUCAUCGUACUUCUGUAUCUCUUCUGCAACCUGUUCUUGUGUGACUGGCAGCCCAUCCUCUCCAAUAAGCACCUCCUCCUUCGGCGGCAGGCCCAGCGCCUCGCGCUCGGCUCUAAACCUCUCCUUAACAGACUCGGACUGCAUAACUCUCCACCUCAAUUUCCAUCCUCCCAUUCCGAGCUCCUUAAUCCUGCCCGCCUUGUCGCCCAACAGGUAUUCAUCGAGUCCACCGCACUUAUCGACCGUCCUCAGCACCCUCGCUGUGACUCUCAACCUCAAGAACUUGCGAAGUGCCACACUCCACAGGCGCUUCUGGUGCACAUUCGGUCGCCAGUAGCGGCGUGUCUUAAUCUCGUUCCGCUCAGACACCAUGUUUCCGAAGCGGAUCUUCUGCAUGCCGUACAGGCCGAAGUUGGACUGCUUGUACCAUCUCGAGGCUCCGUAGGGGUAUGGCGGGAUGGCGCUGUGUUCGAAUGCCAGGCGCUUCGCUGUCGACUUGGCGAGGGUUUGGGGGGUGGUGGAGAAGCAGCGCGUGAAGGAGAGAGUCGGUUGGGAGGGGGGCCUGGGCGGCAUUGCUGUAGUGGCUCUGCGGCGCUCUGUCUGCGAAGAGGUUGGCGGUCGAAUUGGGAGUUGUUUGGAGGUCACCCCGUUGAUGGACUCGCGAAACAUUUCUCUGGGAUACGGAAUUAUGAUGAGCCGAGCUCCAAGGAAAUGUGUA
This is a messenger RNA of Pseudogymnoascus destructans, 3040 nucleotides long. RefSeq lists its product as uncharacterized. The record is from RefSeq and is a predicted model, not a curated record. Bases 63 to 2033 code for a protein of 656 amino acids. The transcript is spliced from 2 exons. Gene Ontology annotation, cellular component: U4/U6 x U5 tri-snRNP complex. Lineage: Eukaryota; Fungi; Ascomycota; Leotiomycetes; Thelebolales; Thelebolaceae. Gene Ontology annotation, biological process: maturation of 5S rRNA; mRNA cis splicing, via spliceosome.